AUGAACCCCGAUAGUUCUCUGCGCUCUGAGCUAGUUCGCAACUUAGUUCGAGUUAAUGGUGCAGCGCUCUUCGUUCAAGUAUGGGAAUGGGCUAUCACCCUUGAUGAUGAGGUUGAAUACAUUUGGAGCAAACCCAAAAGCUCCUGGGUCAAAUGGGUCUUUCUGUUCCUACGGUACUUCACAUUCGUUGCCCAAUUUGUUAAUCGGUCGGUGGACAUGGCAGUCCUCUAUGACUUCCCCUUGCGUCCAUCUGCUAUAAAAGUCUAUUACAUCGUGGGUGUGGUCGUCGCCCAACUAGCGAUGGCUGGUGUCGAAACCGUGAUGAUGGUCAGAGUGUACGCACUGUAUGGUCGGAGCAAGUAUGUCAAAUUCUCCUUCAUAUUCUUACUAUUUGCCGGAUUCGCGACUAUGAUUGUGGGACUGGUGUUGAAUAUUCCUGAGGAUAACUUCAAACCAACUUCAAUCAUGAUUUCCGCUCCUGCUUCGUUCGCGUAUUUCGGGGUUGCGGCGCUGGUGUCGCAGGUGGCCAUUCUGGCUCUGUCGGCGAUGAGAUGGAGGCCAGGGAGCUCCGCGCCUGUAAUGCGUAUGUUCAUGUUUGACGGCAUGCUAGCGUUUAUAUCUAUCUCAAUUCGCAAUAUCUAUUCUAGUCGUUUCAACGGUGCUCACGAUAUGUACCCUUCUUCAAUUAUCAUCCACCGCGACCAGUUACGCAUGGCUCCUGUGUUUGGUCUCGUCUGCGGGUUGCCGGCUCAUUUUGAACAUACAACGACAGUCGCAACCGCGAUAUCCCUCCGCACGGACUUCCUCUACCCCGCAGUUCACGACCAUGUAUACUCCUUGGUCAUCGCCCUCUCAAACCUGACUUCGGUACUUCUUAUAUUCAAUGCAUACCUUUCCUCGAGCAAUCCCAACACACGAAGUUAA
Pleurotus ostreatus (oyster mushroom) is the source of this 924-nucleotide messenger RNA. RefSeq lists its product as uncharacterized. Lineage: Eukaryota; Fungi; Basidiomycota; Agaricomycetes; Agaricales; Pleurotaceae. The record is from RefSeq and is a predicted model, not a curated record. The coding region runs from base 1 to 924 and encodes 307 amino acids. The transcript has 8 exons.